This is a messenger RNA of Pipistrellus nathusii (Nathusius's pipistrelle), 1869 nucleotides long. The record is from the annotation of a GenBank genome assembly. NCBI's taxonomy places the organism in Eukaryota, Metazoa, Chordata, Mammalia, Chiroptera, Vespertilionidae.
AUGCCUCCUCAGCUCCACAACGGCCUCAACUUCUCGGCCAAGGUCGUCCAGGGCAGCCUGGACAGCCUGCCCCAGGCAGUGCGCGAGUUCGUGGAGACCAACGCCAGCCUGUGCCAGCCCGAGUGCAUCCACAUCUGCGAUGGCUCCGAGGAGGAGAACCUGCAGCUGCUGCACGAAAUGGAGGAGCAGGGCACCAUCAAGAGGCUGAAGAAGUACGACAACUGCUGGUUGGCUCUCACUGACCCCAGGGACGUAGCCAGAAUCGAAAGCAAGACAGUCAUCAUCACCCGAGAGCAGAGAGACACAGUGCCCAUCCCCAAGAGUGGCCUCAGCCAGCUGGGCCGCUGGAUGUCGGAGGAAGACUUUGAGAAAGCGUUCAACGCCCGGUUUCCUGGGUGCAUGAAAGGUCGCACUAUGUAUGUCAUCCCCUUCAGCAUGGGGCCCCUGGGCUCGCCUCUGGCCAAGGUCGGCAUCGAGCUGACGGACUCGCCCUACGUGGUGGCCAGCAUGCGCAUCAUGACGAGAAUGGGGACGCGCGUCCUGGAAGCUCUGGGGGACGGGGAGUUCGUCAAGUGCCUCCAUUCCGUGGGGUGCCCCCUGCCUCUGAAAAAGCCGCUGGUCAACAACUGGGCUUGCAAUCCCGAGCAGACGCUCAUCGCCCACCUGCCUGACCGCAGGGAGAUCAUCUCCUUCGGGAGCGGCUACGGCGGCAAUUCGCUGCUGGGGAAGAAGUGCUUCGCGCUCAGGAUGGCCAGCCGGCUGGCCAAGGAGGAGGGCUGGCUGGCAGAGCACAUGCUGAUCCUGGGCAUCACCAGCCCCCAGGGCCAGAAGAAGUACUUUGCGGCUGCGUUCCCCAGUGCCUGCGGGAAGACCAACCUGGCCAUGAUGAACCCCAGCCUGCCCGGCUGGAAGGUCGAGUGUGUGGGUGACGACAUCGCCUGGAUGAAGUUCGACCAGCAAGGGAACUUAAGGGCCAUCAACCCAGAGAAUGGAUUUUUUGGUGUUGCUCCCGGAACCUCUGUGAAGACCAACCCCAACGCCAUCAAGACCAUCCAGAGGAACACCAUCUUCACCAACGUGGCCGAGACCAGCGACGGCGGCGUCUACUGGGAGGGCAUCGACCAGCCGCUGGCCCCUGGGGUCAAGGUCAUCUCGUGGAAGAACAAGGACUGGACUCCCGGGGACGAGGAGCCGUGUGCCCACCCGAACUCGCGGUUCUGCACCCCCGCCAGCCAGUGCCCUAUCAUCGACCCUGCCUGGGAGGCUCCGGAGGGCGUGCCCAUCGAGGGCAUCAUCUUCGGAGGGCGCCGGCCUGCUGGUGUCCCUCUGGUCUAUGAAGCUCUCAGCUGGCAGCAUGGAGUGUUUGUGGGGGCGGCCAUGAGGUCUGAGGCCACAGCAGCCGCCGAGCACAAAGGCAAAGUCAUCAUGCACGACCCCUUUGCCAUGCGGCCCUUCUUUGGCUACAACUUUGGCGAGUACCUGGCCCACUGGCUCAGCAUGGCCCAGCGCCCCUCGGCCAAGCUGCCCAAGAUCUUCCACGUCAACUGGUUCCGGAAGGACAAGGACGGCAAGUUCCUCUGGCCCGGGUUCGGGGAGAACUCCCGGGUGCUGGAGUGGAUGUUCCACCGGAUCAACGGGGAGGGCGGCGCCAAGCUCACGGCCAUCGGCUACGUCCCCACUGAGGAGGCCCUGAACCUGAGCGGCCUGGGCGACAUCAACACCAAGGAGCUCUUCGACAUCUCCCGGGAGUUCUGGGAGAAGGAGGCGGAGGACAUUCAGGCCUACCUGGAGGAGCAGGUGAACGCCGACCUCCCCCACGAGAUCCAGAGGGAGGUGCUGGCUCUGAAGCAGAGAGUCAGCCAGAUGUAG